Orbicella faveolata is the source of this 642-nucleotide messenger RNA. RefSeq lists its product as uncharacterized. Lineage: Eukaryota; Metazoa; Cnidaria; Anthozoa; Scleractinia; Merulinidae. The record is from RefSeq and is a predicted model, not a curated record.
CAUGAACUGGGUUGUGUAGGUCACAGUGGAAGCUGUAAAGCAAGAGAAACAGCACAAGAGUUUAAAAAGGGCAGGGAUGAACAACAACACCAGGCAAAACAACAUCAAGACCAGUUGAAAGCAGCCAAGGAGCAAUUGACUACCAUAGUUGCCAAAAUACAUAAUUUGAAAGGGCCUUUCCAAAGGAGAUUGGAUGGUGUACUAGAAAGGAUGAAUUUAAAGAGGCAAGUGUAUCAUAAAGGGGCUCUGGUUGGUAAUGAUGUUGCCAAAAUUCUCCACCCUGAAAACGUGGGAAAAAUUGUAAAUUGUUUAAAACCACUCAGAGUGAAUCUUCAAAAUGGAGAACAUAAAGUUUUCAGUGAUCAAAGAAGCAUAAACAAGGUGUCAACAUUUUUGACAAAACUUUCACACUGUCUCCAGCUGUACUCACCCAGUACUCCUCUCUGUCACCAUGAGGUAGCCUUCCUUGUGGUCCGAUGUGCUAGCUUUGGUCACUGGUUUCCUAUAGACUUUCCAAACACCAACUUGCUUCGAAAGUUUCAUGUGUUAACUUUCCAUGUCCCUAAGAAAGCCAUUUGCAAGCACACUAUGGGCGUGGAAGCUGAACACUGCUCAGAAAAUCUUGGUCAGCUGAACUCAUGA